CCCCGUCUAGUGUCCGCCUACACGAACUUACUGUCGGCAGAGGCACAGGCAUUUCGCGUCUACUGGACCGAAAUCCGAUGUAACAGAGGUGCCGUUUCACCCAACUGCAACGAACACAACUCGAUGAAUGUGUUUUAUAUCCACACCGCCCGUUUGAAACUAUACUUAAUGCCUUCUCUUUCGUCAGAUAUGGAUUCUCCGUUUCAGUUUUCUGCAAUAUCGACAAACAACGGAUCGUGUAGGACAGCCCCAUCAUGUCGGCGCUCUUCAAUUUCCAUUCGUUCCUAACGGUGGUUCUGCUCGUCAUAUGCACUUGCACCUACGUCAAGAUGCAGUUUCCCACCAUCCUCGAACAGAAAACCGGGUUUCGAGGUUUCUUUUGGAAAGCAGCCAGGAUAGGUGAACGCUUGAGUCCCUGGGUGGCCAUGGGGUGCUUCACGAUGGGUGUGUCUAUAAUAGUUUUUUGAGCGUCUGCAGCAGUUUCAUUCUUAUCUGCUGGGGUGGCGGGAAGAGACCGCUUCUACUGAUGCCAAUGGCACCUACUGCACAUGGGUUCUUAUGUAAGGAUAUGAUGACUUUCGAUUGCGGGACAUGGGAUAGGCCUUGUGGUUGGCUUGCUUGUAUUUCAUAAAUGGUCCACAUAAAAUGCUCUGCUUUUUUCCUACAUAAGCUGGAAGCCUUUUCUCAUAGUGGGAGAUUGAAUCUUUACCAGAACAACAUUUUGAGAAUAGGUUAUAUUCUAUUGACCACUGGCCCACAUUGCCGCCAUUUUUGCUUUA
This is a messenger RNA of Magnolia sinica, 779 nucleotides long. RefSeq lists its product as uncharacterized. Gene Ontology annotation, biological process: intracellular transport; protein secretion. Bases 255 to 467 code for a protein of 70 amino acids. Lineage: Eukaryota; Viridiplantae; Streptophyta; Magnoliopsida; Magnoliales; Magnoliaceae. The record is from RefSeq and is a predicted model, not a curated record. The transcript has 4 exons.